Cornus florida is the source of this 2079-nucleotide messenger RNA. RefSeq names its product protein WHAT'S THIS FACTOR 1, chloroplastic. The coding region runs from base 571 to 1902 and encodes 443 amino acids. Gene Ontology annotation, molecular function: RNA binding. The transcript is spliced from 2 exons. The record is from RefSeq and is a predicted model, not a curated record. NCBI's taxonomy places the organism in Eukaryota, Viridiplantae, Streptophyta, Magnoliopsida, Cornales, Cornaceae.
GCCAUGGGCUUCUUCUUCGAAAUUUCCCUUUGACGAAAUUAUUAACGACUUGCAUUCCCAAUCUUGCUCGCGUAGUCCCUAAAAAUAAAAUUGAUGGGUUUAUCAGAGAAUAAAUUCUCCUACAAAACCGAUGUCGCAUAAUUUCAUUCCCUCUCUGGAGUCUGAAUCCUCCAGAAUUUGCUCAGUAUUUUCAUCUCAGGAAGCUUGAGAAAGAAGUUGAUCACCCAGCUCGUCCUCCAUUGAAGCUGAUAAGGCGAACACCUCCCGAGUUUCUGCUUUAGACCUCUUCACACUUGCUGUGUAGGAAAAACCCUUAUCAGGGCUCUUGAAGCGUAGAUUUGCGAGCUGUUUGCUUCGUGCGAGCCGUUAGAGAGAUAAUCGAAAUGGGUUUGCUCUGAAGAUUUGGAAAAUUAGGGUUUUGAUGGCUCCACUGUUGCCCUUCAGUGGCGGAAACAAGAGAGAGUGUGACACUAACACCUUUCGCUUAAGCCUUUUCACAAGCAGCUGAUAGGUGUUGGUUAGAACCGAGAAAGAUACAGACAUACAGUGACAGUUCUGUUGUGCGUAGUGAUGCUCAACCGAGUCUUCAGAAGCGUAAUCUUUUAUGGUGAAUCACGUAGAGCUUGCGCCAACGUGUUGUCGUAUUUGGCGUUUCAAUGUCGAGAAAUGACAACCAGUAAACGAGUCCAAGACCGGAGCAAGAAGAAGAGGGUCCACGAUCUCGAAAUUGCCACAGAGAAGUGGAAGAUAGCCUCAAAAGUGUUGUUUUUUAUGGAGGUUCUUAAGCAAGAAAAAGAGCAAAUCAUGCCCAUAAGGUCACUGGAUCAGUAUAGGCGGCAAAUCAGUUUGCCAAAGCCACACAAGAUAUCAGAUUUCCUCCGAAAAUCGCCAAAACUGUUUGAAUUGUACAAGGACCGUAAGGGGGUGUUGUGGUGUGGACUGACGGAGGCCGCUGAAGAGUUGGUGCAGGAGGAAGAGAGGAUCAUUGAGGAGUACGAAGAGAAAGCAGCCGAGCACGUUACCAGGAUGCUAAUGAUGUCUGUUGAUGGGCGUCUUGCAUUGGACAAGAUUGCACAUUUUAGAAGAGACUUUGGGUUGCCAAUUGAUUUUAGGACUAAUUGGGUGCAUAAGUAUCCCCAACACUUUAGGUUGGUUAAAUCAGAGGAUGAUAUUAAAUAUUUGGAACUUGUUUCUAGGAAUCCUGUUUGGGCUAUCACAGAAUUGGAAAAGAAGGCUAUGGUUGGAACUGAUUCUGUUGAUCAUACACCUGGGUUGCUUUCGCUCCCUUUCCCGAUGAAAUUUCCUCCAGAUUACAAGAAGGUUUAUAGAUAUGGUGGAAAGAUUGAUCAUUUUCAGAAAAUGUCAUAUUUGUCUCCAUAUGCAGAUGCACGGGGGCUCAAAGCCGGUUCAAAAGAAUUUGAUAAGAGGGCCAUUGCAGUAAUGCAUGAGCUGCUUAACUUUACUAUUGAGAAGAGGUUGGUAACUGAUCACCUAACACAUUUCCGAAGGGAGUUUAUGAUGCCGCAGAAGCUCAUGAGGCUUCUGUUGAAGCAUUUUGGCAUUUUCUAUGUUUCUGAAAGGGGAAAGAGAUUUAGUGUGUUCUUGACCGAAGCCUAUGAAGGUUCAGAGUUGAUUGAGAAAAGUGAAUUGGUCCUUUGGAAAGAAAAAGUUCAAAGUCUUAUUGGUUAUAGAGGAAGGAAGAAGAAAAUUGAAACUUUUGAUGACUUACCAGACAUAGAGGACAAGGAUUUAUUUGAGAGCGAUUCUGAUUAUGAUAAUGUUUGUGUGGAAUCUGAGCAGGAGGAGACCAUGAGUGGAUUAGAGGAUGAUUCACUAUCAGACAAUUCUGAGAUGGAGAUUGAAGAGGUUUGCAGAGCAUACAAGGAUACUGAUACAUCAUGAGGUCAUAUAUCAUUUUUUAUAUAAUUUUAUAGUCUUUGCUUCUUUCCUUGGAAAGAUGGUGUUCUUGUUUAUGGUUUUAACGUUUUAAUGAACCCCAUCCGAUUUUCAGCAUGUGAACACAUUUUUCUAGUUUUUUGUAACCUUCCGCCGAUAGUUAAUGAAUAAAUUUUGGAUGUA